AUGGCAGCAGAAACAGGCAAAUACAGGGGUGCUGUUAGCAAAAACAAAGACCCCUCUGGGCUUCUUAUCUCCGUCAUAAGGACUUUGUCCAACAGCGAUGACGUGCAGGACAGGGAGACAGAAAAGGGUCGCCUGGAGGAAGCCUUUGAAACCUGCGAUAGGGAUCUAGAUACACUGAUUGUUCAGCAUUAUGCAGAACUCACUACUGCCAUCGGGACCUAUCAGAGCAUCACAGAGCGAAUCACCAGCUCCCGCAAUAAGAUUAAACAGGUAAAGGAGAACCUGCUGUCUUGCAAAAUGCUUCUCCACUGUAAGAGGGACGAGCUGAGGAAGCUUUGGAUAGAAGGUAUCGAACACAAGCAUGUCCUCCAGCUGCUGGACGAAAUUGAAAGCAUCAAACAGGUUCCUCAACGCCUGGAGACCUAUAUGGCAAGCAAGCACUACCUUCAUGCCACUGAUAUGUUGGUGACAGCCGUGGAGUCCCUGGAAGGCCCCUUAUUUCAGGUUGAGGGGCUUGGAGAUCUCCGCCUGGAGCUCAAAAACAAGAAGCUUAACAUCCACUUAGUGCUCAUUGAUGAGCUGCACCGGCACCUCUACAUCAAGUCCACAAGUCGCCUCGGACACAAGAACAAGGACAAAAACGCUCCCCGAGUUCCAGGGUCCUUGACCAAAGAUACAUCUCCCAUGUCUGUUUUGGAAGUGAGCAGCCUGUCGACUCCACGCAAGCUUCUGGAUUCUUCACAGUUCAGCACACCUGGAUCCGGCAGUGUGCGUGAGCAGCAGCAGGAUAUUUGGGAUCUGAGUCAAGCAGAUCUUUCUGAGGUGGAUCCAGAGGAAAACAGCGCUGAGUUCAUGGGCAUUCUCAUCAAGGCUCUUGCCAAACUAAAGAAGCUUCCCGAAACCACUAAAGCCAUAAUGGAGCGACUGGAGCCCGAACUGAAACAGAUCGUCAAGAGAUCCACCACUCAGAUAGCAGAUCACGCUUACCAGAGAGGAGAAAACCUGGCCCAGGAGAGCCAGCCAAGGCUGCUGUUGGAUCUGCUGGAGCUUUUGUUUGACAAGUUCAAGGCGGUUGCCCAGGCUCACAGUGUGGUGCUGGCCCACAUGCAGCAGAUCGCUGCACAAACUCCGGCUGUGACCCAUGAGGAGGAGAUCAAGCUCUACGAGCAGGCUGAUGUUUCUGCCAAAAUCCAGGCUGUGCUGCAGGUUCUGUUGAUGGAGUAUCUGGAUGUGAAGAACAGCCGCAGUUCCACUGAGCAGACUGCUCAGCUCUCCUAUGCGAGCACUGGCAGUGAGUUUGCCGCCUUCUUUGCGAAGAAAAAACCCCAGCGUGCCAAACAGUCGCUGUUCAAGUUUGAAUCAUCGUCCCAUGCAAUCAGCAUGAGUGCCUACCUGAGGGAACAAAGAAGGGAACUUUACAGCAAAAGCGGAGAAUUACAAGGUGGUGCUGAUGACAACCUGAUUGAAGGUGGAGAAAUGAAGUUUGUGUGCAAGCCAGGAGCGAGGAACAUCACCGUGAUCUUCCAGCCUCUUCUAAGAUUCAUUCAGGAGAUAGAGAUGAACAUGGGACCUAGCCAAGCCAAACAGUGCCAGCUCCGGGCCUUCCUCACCUACUACAUCAAUGACCUCUUCCUUAACCAGGUGCGGGCAGAAAUCAACAAGGAAAUCGAAGCAGUAAGUAAGGCUGCUGACCCCUUGAAAAUCCUCGCUACUGCCGAUACGAUGAAGGUCCUUGGCGUCCAGAGACCUCUGCUUCAGAGCACUGUGGUUGUGGAGAAGUCCAUCCAGGACCUCAUGAGCCUGAUGCAGGAUUUAAGUGCCUACUCCAACCAGUUCCUGGAGAUGGUCUGUGACAAACUCAAAGAAUACAAGGAAAUCUGCAACACAGCCUAUAGGGGUAUAGUCCAGUGUGAGGAAAAACUGACGAUCAGCGCCUCCUGGGCUAAAGAUGAGGACAUCACUCGUCUCCUUCAGUCCCUUCCAAACUGGGCAAACAUGGCGCUACCCAGACAGACAAGACAGAAAAGGGAAGAUGAAGAGGACUUUACACGCGCUGCUUUCGCUAAGGAGUCGGAGGUGCUGACGGGGAACCUGGGAGAUAAAUUAAUCCCUCAGAACGAGAUCCUGCGUGACGUCAGCGACCUCAAGGCUCUGGCCAACCUUCAUGAGAGCAUGGAGUGGCUCGCUGGUCGCCUUAAGGCGUUCUUCACCAACCUGCCUCAGGUUUCCAGUGCCUCUCCAUCCCCAGCAGACAGCCAGGUGCUUGGUGACGGCGAACGCAGCCGGGAGCAGAUUCUACUCACUCUGAGCGAUUUGUCUCGGGGGUUCCAAGAUAUUGCUGACCGUUGUCUCUUGGUUUUACAUCUGGAAGUCAGGGUGCAUUGUUUCCAUUACCUGAUACCCCUCACCAAGCAGGGAAACUAUGCCAUCGUAGCCAAUGUGGAAAGCAUGGACUACGACCCCCUGGUGGUCAAACUGAACAAGGACAUUUCUGCCAUAGAAGAAGCAAUGGGAGCCGCUUUGCAGCAGCACAAGUUCCAGUAUAUAUUUGAAGGUCUAGGCCAUCUCAUCUCCUGCAUUCUAAUCAAUGGGGCUCAAUACUUCAAGAGGAUCAGCGAGUCUGGCAUUAAAAAGAUGUGUAGAAACAUCUUUGUUCUCCAGCAGAACCUCACAAACAUCACCAUGUCCAGAGAGGCUGACCUCGAUUUUGCCAGGCAGUACUAUGAGAUGCUGUACAACACUCCAGAUGAGUUGCUGAACCUGGUGGUGGACCAGGGCGUUCGCUACACAGAGCUGGAGUACAUCAACGCCCUCUCUCUUCUCCAUCGCAGUCAGACGGGUGUAGGGGACAUGAGCACCCAAAACACCCGUCUCCAGAGGCUGAAGGAGAUCAUCUGCGAGCAGGCCGCCAUCAAACAGGCCACUAAGGACAAAAAGAUCACUACGGUGUAGCAAUAAAACAGAGGAUUACCCGGCCUGACAUUUUCUGUUCCAAUGUUUUGUUACUGAUGCAUUAAAUCUCUCAUAGAUUGUGUCAGACUUGAAAUUUUAAGAGUUUGUGUUAAAGUGCAUCCUUUGUCUUUUUUGCCUGAUGUGAUGAAAGGGGUUGUAGUUGAGAGCUGACACAGAUAUACAUCUUUCCUCCUGAAAUGGAGAUCAUAUUUAAGCUUAUGCCGCACUGACUCACUAUAAUUGGGAAGUUUGGUGACAGCCAACACAACUGCAAACUUUGCAAGUCUAGUCUCUCUAUCAAGUAUCAUCCAUUGUCAGUUUCCUCUUUUUUUAAAAGACAUAAUAAAUCCUUGCCGCAUUCCGAACCUCCUAACAACACUCAGCUCUCCACAACAACAGCUCCAGUUUAAACGACACCAUCUUGGACAUUCACCUGAACUCCGGCCCUAUCUCGUCUCAUUUUCCUAUUAGAGCCCAAACCGGUGCUCUCAAUUACACCUCCAUCUCUCCUCUCCCGCCAGCCCCUCUGGGCUCACUGAUGCUGUCUGCAAUAACAGAUGCCAGAUUAGACUGUCUGAAUGAGGCCACAUCCUCCGCCUGCUGCCAAUUUAGUUUGGUCCCGAAAGAGUUCCCCAGCCGAGAAUUGUAUCAUAUCUGCAGUUGUCAAAAAUCUGUGUACUGGUCUGCCUUUUUUUAAGUUUCAGAAGUUAACUUGUGCAGCUGGAGCAGAGUAGAUUGCAACUUUUUUUUAAUAAAUAAUAUUGUUUGGAUAUAGUAUACCAGAGAUAGAAUGUCUUGCAAAAUGAUAAGCGUCCUUUAAACUUUUCCACCUUUUGUCACGUUACAAUCUCAAUUUUAAUGCAUUUUGUCAGCGAUUCUAAAUAUUUGCACAUUGUUUCUUGCAAAAUAACUUCAAUAGAGCGAUUUCUGACCAAAUACAGCCCUGCUGCGUGAUUCUGCCACCUCUAUGCUUCAUGGUUGUCUUGGUGAUUUGCCAUGGAUUUGUUUUUCUUUCUUUUUAACCUUAGAUUAACUGUUGCAUGCAGCAAAGAAAGCUAUAUUUUGGUCUAUGGGCAGAACACCUCCUCUUUUAUAUAUAUUUUUUAUUAUCUUUUUUUUUCUUGGCACUUAUUUAGUAAAUAAUAUUAAGCAUGUCAACAGAUUCUACCUCCUGAUCUCAGGAUUGCUGCAUCUUCUCCAAAGUUACAUAAUAACCUGAUAAAAUAAAACAAAAUUUCCGGUUGUAACAUGAGAUUAUGGGUCAAAAAGUUUAAAGGGUAUAAUUAUUUUUCACUUUAUAUGCAGAUGUUUUUAAAUGCAUCCUCUGCAGUCCUAUUAUAAAGGGAUAUGGCUUUCUCUUUAAAUCACUAAAAAUAAACCAAACACUAUAGACAAGAGAGAAGAUCCCAAGUUGUUUCCCCACCCUGUUUUCUGUUCAUUAACUUGGCAAAGAAGUAUUUAACGAGUGUAGGAGAGAGAAAUGGGAGCCUUGUCAAUACGGCGGUCCCACCACAGGUCUACUUGAAGCCCACAGAGCAAUCCAUCAUAGUGACACACAGUCUGGAAUCGAUGGGGAAACAACGAUGGAGCUGCUGAGUGGUUCGCCUACUCCUCUGUAAUGCACACUUGGUGCAAAAUUCAAGAUGUGCUCAUUCAUUUGUUCACUCCAGAGCUGGUGCUGAAAGGUUAUACAAAAGGGAAUUUUAAUACAAUGUUCCCCAACUGUGUCAUGCUUCUUAUGUAGGCUAUUAGACCUCCAACACACUGGAUGGCUGAUCUUUUCGUCAUGCUUAUUCCUUUUUGGGUUUUUUUGUUUUUUUACACCAUGUUGUGCAUCGCAUAUUUUCCUUUCAAUGCACUCUAGUUUUGCACAUUUAUUGAAUCUUAUUAAAUGAUUUUUACACAUAUUCUGUUCUUUUUUCCUUAAAAAUAAUCUCAGAUUAGUCUGCUUGAAACAAGCCCUUUGUUAUUUUGUCAGUGCAUAUGGUAAUAAAUAUCUGAAUUCUCCAUA
Cyprinodon tularosa is the source of this 4963-nucleotide messenger RNA. It is a transcript of the gene exoc4, whose product is annotated as exocyst complex component 4. NCBI's taxonomy places the organism in Eukaryota, Metazoa, Chordata, Actinopteri, Cyprinodontiformes, Cyprinodontidae. Gene Ontology annotation, cellular component: synapse; exocyst; growth cone membrane. Gene Ontology annotation, biological process: chemical synaptic transmission; Golgi to plasma membrane transport; exocytosis. The record is from RefSeq and is a predicted model, not a curated record. The transcript is spliced from 20 exons. The coding region runs from base 1 to 2952 and encodes 983 amino acids.